Molecule: messenger RNA, 2433 nt
Organism: Fraxinus pennsylvanica
Lineage: Eukaryota; Viridiplantae; Streptophyta; Magnoliopsida; Lamiales; Oleaceae
Source: the annotation of a GenBank genome assembly
AUGGCCUCAAGAGAUGAAUCCGACCGCAGUCGAGCUGUGUGGCGAUCAUGUUUGGCUGCAGCGUUUAAGACUGGAUUAGCCUGCACUAUAGUUGGUUGCACCACCCUAUACGGACCUGAGGCCAUCAGGCGCGAAAUAGCAUUCCCAGCGUUUUCGUACGUUACGGUUAUCCUUAUAGUGACCGACGCCACAUUAGGUGACACGUUACGUGGAUGUUGGCUCGCCUUCUACGCUUCAUUCCAAGGCGUUUUCCCGGCUAUCCUCAGCCUGUGGUUGAUUGGACCGUCACGACUCACCACGAGCACCACCGCAGCCUUGGUGGCGGUGAGUGCAUGCUUGGUGGUGCUGCCGGAAAACACCCACUUGAUAUCUAAGCGUAUAGCGCUUGGCCAGAUAGUCAUUGUCUAUGUAAUAGGUUUUAUCAAUGGCAUGCACCCUGAGCCCAUUAUGCAUCCUAUCCGUGUGGCUGCAAGCACAGCCCUUGGAGUGGUGGCUUGCGUUUUGGCCCUUUUGUUCCCCUAUCGAAGCCUGGCAUGUCACGAGGUGACGGAGAAUUGCAAGCUUUUUACUGAGAAUGCCUCUGAAAGGUUAAAGCUCAUUGUGAAGGCAUUUUUGGCUGAAGAUAACAAAUCGAGACAGGCAUUGAUCUCUCAAGAGAAGUCCUUGUCUGUCUCAGGAACCAAGCUUCUCCAUAGCAUUAAGUCGAAGCAAGAAAGCAUGCAGUGGGAGAGGUUUCUAGUCAUGUUCUUCAAAUUGUAUUGUACGAAUCCCGGAGAAAGGCUGCAAAAUCUUGAAAGAAUCUUGAGAGGAAUGGAGAUUUCUCUAACCAAUUGCUCUCAAAUUCCAGUUAGAUUAGCAGAUCCAGAGCUGGAAAAUGAUCCAACAAGUAGUGUAGAAGAACAUAUUUCUAAUCAAAUAAAGAGAAUGCCCCCUGUAAUGACAAUUAUCCAAGAAUCUCAAACAGAAAAUGAUAUGAAAUUCCUCCAAAAACUUCAUACCAUUAUCCCAGUGACAGAUAAAGAUUUGCCUUUUUUGUUCUUCUUGUUUUGUUUAAAACUUCUUCAAGGCAAAUCAGCAGCUACUUCCCCAAAAGUUUCUGGCAAACAAGGGUCAAAUGACUCAGAAAAACAGAAAAAAUGGCACUUUGGGGAUAUUUGUAGUAUUCCUAUUCGAAUAAACAAGAGGAGACUGAUGCCAGCUUUCAAAUCCUCACUCUCAUUAGGCUUAGCCGUUCUACUUGGUUUGAUGUAUAGCAAGGAAAAUGGUUUCUGGGCCGGCCUCCCGGUUGCCAUAAGCCUUGCAUCAGGAAGAGAAGCUACAUUUAAACUCGCAAAUGCCAAAGCUCAGGGGACAGUUAUUGGAACUGUCUAUGGUACCAUAUGCUGUUUUAUUUUUGGAAAGUAUAUAAAACUCAGGUUCCUGUCCCUUCUUCCCUGGUUCAUUUUCAGCAAAUUUUUAUGUAAGAGCAAGAUGUAUGGACAGGCUGGUGGAAUUUCGGCAGUUAUAGGUGCAGUACUGAUUUUAGGUAGGGAGAAUUUCGGUCCUCCGAGUGAAUUUGCCAUAGCCAGAAUAGUCGAAACCUUCAUUGGUUUAUCUUGUUCCAUUAUGGUAGAUAUUCUACUUCAACCCACAAGAGCUGCUACUAUGGCUAAAAUUCAACUUUCUACUACUAUUGGAACGCUGCACAAAUGUGUUGGAAUUAUAAGUUUUAGCACUAUUUCCAACUUUGAAGAAGGCCAAAAGCAGUUUAAGUUUCAAGUAAAUGAGCUGGGAAAAAUCAUUGGGGAAGCUGCUGCAGAGCCUAAUUUCUGGUUCUUGCCUUUUAAUAGUGCUUGCUAUGGUAAACUCCUCGAAUCAUUGUCAAAAAUGGUAGACCUCUUGUUUUUCGGGGCUCAAGCCAUCAAAUUGCUAGAACAAGAAUCCAGGAGAAUUGAUAGUACGCAAUGGAAAGAGACUGUUUCUAAGCUAGAUGGUGAUCUGAAGCUUUUCAAAGAAACUGCUGUCUCAGCAAUAAAAUGUCUGGAGGAAAUCAGUUUGAUCAAAUCGCUGGCAGCACUCGACAAGGAGUUCGAAACCAGAAAAGGCUCUCUUGAUCUCGAACUUGGGAAAAGAAGACCAAUCGACCCAUAUGUGGUCCAGUUUUCUUCAUCAAGCGAAGCUGAUUGGACGGUGAAAAAUGUAAAUUCUUUUCUUCGCCAUUCAGACGAACUUCUUAGCCAUAUCAACAUAGGGAAAGACGAGGAAGAGUUCAAGAACCAAGUGAUUUUGAGCUUGGGUGCCCUGGCCUUUUGUAUUAAUAGUAUAGCGAGAGAGACCAAAGAGAUAGAGAAGGUAAUCAAAGAAGUUUUACAGUGGGAGAAUCCCUCAAGCCAAGUAAAUUUGUACGACAUUUUAUGUAAGAUUCAUGCUACAGCAAAUACUGUAACAAUUUGA